GAGCUCCUUGAGUUGUGAUGAAAUUACGAAUAAAUAAACAACACUUUCACUAAACAUUACAUAACCCAAACAAAACCACCUAUUUUUAUACCCUUCCAGGGAGUCUUUAAAUUUUGAAAAGCACAGAAGGCAGCAUUUUACUAUCAAGUGAUUUUAUGAACUUAAUAAUUCCGUAGAGCAAUCAACGAAAGAGCGUAAAAUUUUAAAGAGCCCACGCAAAUCACGCCUCUAUUAACGUUGACACCAUAAUUGCAUUCGAAUUGCCUUUCACCAAAAAAUAAAUAAAUUAGGCUUGCUUUGGAUUAAGCCCAAAGUUGGGAUUCAUGGAUAUUACCCAAGCAAUUCAGAAAGUGUUUAUGUAAUCCGGAUCCAUAUAAAGUCUCAUGCGCAGCAGAUAAAAGACAGUUGUUGAUGGUCUUUUGUGAUAUACAUUCACCCACUUUUGAAAAUAUGUUGGGCUUAAGAGUGUUUUUUGUGUCUAAUAUUAUUUUACUAGUUAGUUUCCAUGGAAAGUGUGCGGUCGUGGAAAGAGAUAAUACACUUCAUUCAAGAGAUGAUGGUGUAAAUAAUGCCCUGAUUGAAGCUCAGUCGAUUGGAAGAAUUGUAAACCGCAUAAGUAACAAGGAAGUUAAUCAAAACCCCGCGCCGCCAGCUAGUUAUGUUGGUGAUAUCACGCGUGCAUCCAAUUCUGAUCAGGAACACCCUUGCCCACACGCUCCAUCUGAUAUACCUCAAAUUAAUGCUGCUGUAGAACCAAAAAUCAAUGAAAACCCAUCAGUAACGCGAACAGAGUUCGGUUCCCAAAUAAACAGUCAGUCAACAUAUUCCUCUGAUUUCCAAUUGCAAAUACAGAACACACGACCAGUUCAACACAUUCAUUACCAUUAUCUUGUCCCCAAUACCACUCCAAAGCCGAUAGUAAAUUAUGUAUCUCAAAGUGACUCCAACACCUACAAUGUAAAUUUCGAAACAAACCAUUAUUCGACUGUGGACUCGCAGCCUUCACAUAUCAAUGGAAAUAAUCUGCUGUAUACCAAUCGAGAAGUAGCGCAACUUAACCCUUUAUAUUCAGCUGUGGACAAUAGCGAAUAUAUCUACGAUUCCCCGGACGAGCACCAGGGUCAGGCAUCUGAAAAUACAUCGGUGUACGAAUUUAGAGAUCCGGGCGAGAUUUUUAUAGAUGAAACUCAACAGCUUACCGCUACACUGAAAACCAACACGGAAACACCAAGUCAAAACCAACCAGUUGAUACAGUCAUCCCAAAUCCAAAUCCACCGGAAGUGUACUUCAUAAAAUAUUAUGAUAAUGGAAGCAACCAAACUACAAUCUCACCUGACUCACAGAAAUUAAUUGAUUCCUCGAAUGAAGUGUCAGACGGCAGUGGAUUAAUAGACAUUAGAGCAGGCAUUGAUGAAAUUCUGGAUAGUCAAAUAAAAUCAACCACUCCAUAUAAUGAACAUUCUGAGUACAACGUUGCCAUAAAUUAG
Drosophila subpulchrella is the source of this 1488-nucleotide messenger RNA. RefSeq lists its product as uncharacterized. NCBI's taxonomy places the organism in Eukaryota, Metazoa, Arthropoda, Insecta, Diptera, Drosophilidae. The transcript has a single exon. The record is from RefSeq and is a predicted model, not a curated record. Bases 412 to 1488 code for a protein of 358 amino acids.